UAUAUAGUGAUAGUGCUGGAUGUCAUAUUAUCUUAUGUUAAUUGAACAGACCCUGAAUAUAGCCUGCUAGCAGCUCAGCUGUUUGGCAUAUGCGUAUGGUGUAGUAGUCGGUUUUUCGAGCUUGGGAGACGCACUGUAUGAGCUAUAAUUUCCAACAGGUGCGCACAGACAUUAAGUGAUGGUGAAUCCAGGAGGUGCAGUGCGAUCGAUCGGCCCUCCCCACGAGGUCAGUCAGUCAUAGUGGAUUCAGCGGCACACAACGACGGUGCUAGUCAGCGCCACCCGGACCGAGUGCGAGUGGACAAGUUGGUGCAGCCUCUUUUGACCCACUGUGAAGUAAGGGAGCAACAUCUGCGUCGUCAUUUCCCUCUGCGAUUCGUAUAGUCCCGUGUUCCGACGGACCGCUCAUUCGACUGUACGAUGGAAGAUCCUUCGAAGGAUAAUGUCUUUUCCUUCCCUGAUGGCGACGUGAUCCUGGUUUCCUCCGACGGCCUCGAGUUUCAGUUACCUCAAGCGGACUCCCAAAGUGCAUUACAAUCUGUUACGAUGACAGAAAAUGCAAGGACUCUGGAUGGCUUGCUCAAGAUUGUGUACUCGAUUGAAGCUGGCCCGGCCUUGACGUUAGCGACGGAUUGCUUCCAUCAACAUCUGAACGUGGCCACAGGCCCCUCUGUCCAUGUGGUCCUUGUCUACGUACGUUGCUGUGCGUCCUUCACACACGUCUAUUACUUUUUGGCUCGCAACGUCAACCUAAUCGCACUUCUAUGUUCCUGUGGGAGAGCCCCCCACUGAAUCCAAUCGGCAGGUACUGCAGUCGGAGCUUGAAAAUGUUUUGUUAUUCUUGGACCGGUCAUCAGCAGAGCCAGAAUAGAUCUUGGGCAUUACACGCAGUGAGGAUGGUUCAAAUGUAUAAGGACCAUUAUGUUUACUCGCCGGACUGAACGGUUGUGCUCUGGACAUGGGCAGCAUCAAAGGCAGAUGUACCAGUUAUAGAACGCCGGAUACGACUCAAGGGGUUCCUGCUAAGGCAAGUGCCGUGACCCCCUCCUGCGCUGCUUGUCCCUCUACCCAAGCUUGGUCU
Molecule: messenger RNA, 1081 nt
Organism: Cantharellus anzutake
Lineage: Eukaryota; Fungi; Basidiomycota; Agaricomycetes; Cantharellales; Hydnaceae
Exons: 9
Coding region: 421-792 (123 amino acids)
Source: RefSeq, a predicted model, not a curated record